This is a messenger RNA of Oncorhynchus tshawytscha (Chinook salmon), 1522 nucleotides long. Its product is annotated as nuclear transcription factor Y subunit beta. The transcript has 7 exons. Gene Ontology annotation, molecular function: DNA-binding transcription activator activity, RNA polymerase II-specific; protein heterodimerization activity; RNA polymerase II cis-regulatory region sequence-specific DNA binding. The record is from RefSeq and is a predicted model, not a curated record. The coding region runs from base 407 to 1033 and encodes 208 amino acids. Gene Ontology annotation, biological process: regulation of transcription by RNA polymerase II. Gene Ontology annotation, cellular component: CCAAT-binding factor complex; nucleus. Lineage: Eukaryota; Metazoa; Chordata; Actinopteri; Salmoniformes; Salmonidae.
CUCUGACUAAUUUCGAUUUGUUGCGUUUAGGAGUUUGAGAGCAGGAAGUCUCGUAAAAAUUAUGAAUUAGCUUCAUGUCCCCCUGCCUCCUGUUUUCAAUACAAAGAACAGGCCGAAAUGCGAACUUCCGAUAUGGGAUUUCAUUGUGAGCAGAGAGGGCUUGCAAUGAGACAACCAACGUGGCUAUAGGAUAACGUUCAAUUGUACCCAGAAUGCUUUCGUUGCAACAAUAGUCGUUGAUUAGUCGAAAUAAAAAUGUGUGAGGGUCAAAUGGCGACCAAACUAAAGCCAUUGCUUCCUUUGUCCAAAUUAUAUUUUGCACGAAACAUUUGCUAGCUAACGUUAGCUUGCUAGCUUCCCAUUUAGCAAACAACCACCCACUUGGUCAGCGAAAUUAACUAAUUCGAUGGAAGAAGACCGUUCCACCACCGACGCCUCCCAGCUAACGUUGGGCAUCUCUGGAGAAUACAUGUCAGGAGGAUAUGUGCUCCAGUCUCAAGAUGAUGAUGGAGAGGAGAGUCUGAACGACCAUGAUGACGGGGGCAUGAAAGAGAACUUCCGGGAGCAGGACAUCUACCUCCCCAUCGCUAACGUGGCACGCAUCAUGAAGAACGGCAUCCCACAGACCGGGAAGGUAACCAUGAUAGCGAAGGACGCCAAGGAGUGUGUGCAGGAGUGUGUGAGUGAGUUCAUCAGCUUCAUCACGUCGGAGGCCAGUGAGCGCUGCCACCAGGAGAAAAGGAAGACCAUCAACGGAGAGGACAUCCUGUUUGCCAUGUCAACCCUGGGCUUCGACAUGUAUGUGGAGCCCCUCAAACUCUACCUACAGAAGUUCAGAGAGGCGAUGAAAGGGGAGAAGGGAAUACCAGGUGUGUCGGUGGGAGAAGGCCUGGGGGAGGAGCUUACAGACGACAGCUUCACGAAUCAACUGCCAGCCGGAAUUAUAACAGCCGACGGCCAACAGCAGAACGUCAUGGUGUACACCACCUCAUAUCAACAGAUUCCUGGCGUGCAGCAGAUCCAGUUCUCAUGACGAGGCCUUGCUCCUGCUCUGACCGCGGCGGCCAUCGACCGCACAGACACAGGCCUGGUGACUGAAGGCUGAGCGUAUGACCCCUCCGUCAAAAGGUCAAAGGCAAUCAUCAGAAGGACAUGAGGUCAUGGAGGGGAGCUGUUAUGGGGGGGAAGGGAUGUGUUAACCACCACAACCCUGUCAUGUAAAUGUACAAGUCUGUUCACUAAAUGUAGUACGUAGUCAUGAGGUGCCACAAGGUUUGGAGUACAUCUUUCAACCAGUUUAGGAUACUUUAUUUUUAAUGCUAAUUGGACCACUUAGUUUGUUUUUGUACAUUGAUUGUUUUAUGCAGGUUUGGGAGGUGGAAUGGGAUGUUUUUUUGCUCCCUCAUUUUUGAACCAUGAGGAGAGGUGCCCUUAAUGUCAGCUCUUUUCUACGUGGACAAACUAAUACCAUGUGCUUUAAUGUGAUGUAAAUCCUUUGAAUAAAAAUCCAAAUGACCCAAUA